Papaver somniferum (opium poppy) is the source of this 1416-nucleotide messenger RNA. RefSeq names its product DNA polymerase alpha catalytic subunit-like. Gene Ontology annotation, molecular function: single-stranded DNA binding; pyrimidine nucleotide binding; chromatin binding. Gene Ontology annotation, cellular component: alpha DNA polymerase:primase complex. NCBI's taxonomy places the organism in Eukaryota, Viridiplantae, Streptophyta, Magnoliopsida, Ranunculales, Papaveraceae. The transcript has 13 exons. The record is from RefSeq and is a predicted model, not a curated record. The coding region runs from base 467 to 1153 and encodes 228 amino acids. Gene Ontology annotation, biological process: lagging strand elongation; mitotic DNA replication initiation; leading strand elongation.
CUUCUCAAGAAAAAGAAAUAUGCGGCUGUCAAAGUGCAGUUUAAGGAUGGGAAACAGUAUGAGGUGAUUGAAUGUAAAGGUCUUGAAAUGGUUCGUCGGGACUGGAGUUUGCUAUCUAAAGAAGUUGGUGAUUUCUGUCUUAGCCAAAUAUUGUCUGGAGGAUCAGGUGAAGAUGUUAUGUCAAUUCAUAACUCCCUCAUGAAGAAGGAAAUGAGGAAGGGGGAAGUCGCUCUUGAGAAAUAUGUCAUCAUGAAGACGUUGACAAAACCACUUGAAGCUUACCCUGAUGCCAAAAAUCGGCCGCAUGUACAAGUUGCUUUAAGGUUAAGGGAAGCUGGCUAUUCGUCUGGGUUCUCUGCUAGCGAUACAAUUCCUUAUAUUAUUUGCUGCAAGCAGGACAUAAAAGGGGACCACCAGUUCCGGUUCUUCCGCUGGAAUUGCUGACCGAGCUAGGCAUCCCGAUGAGAUGAAAAGGAGUAACCGCACGUGGAUGAUAGAUAUCGACUAUUACUUGGCUCAGCAGAUACAUCCUCUAGUGUCCCGUUUAUGUGCUCCUAUUCAAGGCACAAAUCCAGCACAUUUGGUUAAUUGCCUGGGUCUUGACCUAUCCAAGUUUCAACCCAAAACUAGUGAAGUAACAAUUAGCGGUUCAUCUCCCUCACUCUUAUCUGCAAUGGAUACUGAUGAUAGAUUGUGUUGCUCUAAAUGCCAAGAGGAGGGUAAAGUUAGAGGUAGAAUGACUUGUGCCAUGAUAGCUAACCAGGUUAAAACCCAGGCAAAGAAAUUCAUUUCCACGUAUUACAAGGGUGUGAUGACGUGUGAUGACGAAACAUGCAAUUAUACCACUCGAAGCCUUAAUCUGCGAGUGAUUGGUGACUCUACGGGAGGAAUAAUUUGUCCAAACUACCCUCAGUCUGAUGGGCACAUCGUGAGAAAGUACACUGAAGCAGAUCUGCACAGGCAGUUUGCAUAUUUCUGCCACAUAUUGGAUGCUGUACGGUUCGUCGAAAAGUUGGAGCUGGAGGUCCGAAUACCUUUGCAGAAAGAACUUGCGAGAAUUCAACCAAUGGUUGAUUUGGCCGCGUCAAGUGUACAGAAACUCCGCAACCGGUGCGCAUAUGGGUGGGUUCAGAUAGAGUCUCUUUGCAUAUAGUAACAGCAUUAAGUUCAAUUAUACACACUAGGAUCUAACCAGUGCCUAACGGCAUUAUGUAAUUGAAUAUCGGCUUUCAGCCUUCGCUAUAUAUUUUGAUGGAAAACCUUGACCAUUUUCAUUUAAGAAAUGUGGAAGUGUGUAAUUUAUACAUAAUUCCACAAGAAGGACCUGUUGAAAACAAGGGGUUGAGUUAGGUGUUUGUUAUGAAAAGUAGGUAGUACCAUUGGGGGAUGUAUACCUAAAGGAGAAACUGUGUUACC